UGGUGGGUACAUCCGACGAGUGGCCCAUCCCAAAGUAAAGCAUUUAAGCUGUGUAUCAGUGAGAUGUGUUUGACGUGCUUCUCCCACGAAUCGUACCCGAGUGGGUUGCGCAUUCUAAAGCCCCAAAUGUCACCCAAGUGUUGCGCUUGGUAGCAGCGCAUAAAAAAGUAGAGUGUUCCCUUCGUCACAGUUGUUGCUCUACCGUCAUUCUCAUAAAUGCAUAUUUUGUGGUGGUUGAACUUCGGUUAAAGAGUAACUUAAGGCCUUAAAGGGCAACAGUGCAGUGUAAACCGAGCGCCACGCCGCCACGCACAAGUGGACACAUUUUGAAUGUGUAUGGGAGAAGAAAAAAAAACGUGCUAUCUUACUCGUGAAUAUGUGUGUGACCGUGGGGCCGCCUUAACCUGCCAUCGUCGCAUCGUUACACUGCGAGACCUUCUUGGUUGUUGUUGUUGCUGUUGUUGUUGCCCCAACGCUUUGGGGUUGGAAGUUGUUCGCCGAAACGAAACGCAAAACCAGCGUCCGUCCUAUCCGUCCGGCUUACCAUCGGGUGGAAACCCCCAGCAGUAUGGUUGGAAGAAUGUGCUGAUCGGGACAGAGAGUUUUUUUCUCUUUUAUUUUUGUUGUCGUUUUGGUCGUAAUGCUUAACCCAAGAAUAUGAUGCACAGUGAAAGAUAAAUUGUUUAUUUCGCCAAAUUUAUCGCGUCGGUUUUUUUAUGUGCUGGUUCGUUCGAGCAACGUUUUAUUUGCCGGGAAACAAACAAGAAACAUAAGGAAAAGCCAUGAAAACACCUACAGAAUCUGCAACAUCAGCAUACUGGUGAUCUGUUUCGUUUGUGGUUUUUUUUUUUGCAGUGAUCGUAGUGUGUGAAGUUGCUGCUAGUAUGCUUGAAUUCUUCCAUCAAAAGUGUAACAACAACAAUCGUGGUCGUGGUGCGCAAAUUGAUUCGCAUUCGUGCGCUCAUCGCACAAUUCAACGCGCAAGUGUUUAGUUUGGAACGAUUAUCCAAAGUGGUGAAGAAUGUGAAAAGUGCCGUAUCGUUUAAGGAACACAAACACUCGUUCCAGGUACGAUGUGCCUGACGAGUGGCUUCUGCAACAAAGUUAAGAAACUAUGAAGUGUUUGAUUUGGAGAGAAUACGGCAAGAUCGAAUUUUUCCAGUGUCGCCCGGAAAGGCCAAACGGUGUCCAGCAGAUAGGAGUAAAUUAGCGAAUUUCAUUAGCACCAUGAUGAUGGGCAAACCAGCUACUGUGAUAUUAGUCGUUACGUCCAUCGCUAUCUUAAGCGUGUUCCAUCGUGCAACGUUAGUUAGUGCACUCGAUGAUCAUCGCAUUGUGAGGGAGCAGGAUAGCAACAAUGCACACGGUGCACCGGAAAUUGAUACCGUCGAGGAGGAGAUCACACUACCGAAAGGUGCUAGCUGGAAUUUCACCUGUAAAUCCCAUCAACCGAUCUUGUGGACACAUUAUGCUGCAUCGUACUAUUGGAGACCGAUGUACAACGUCCCCCAUGACUUUCAAACGGACGAUCCGGACAAACCGUACGGAAGUGUGCUCAUGCUGACGGAUGCCUCUGCCGAACUGGUCGGCCGGUACUAUUGUGUCAAUAUGGAAUCCUACGAUGAAGAGUUAGAGGAUAAGUUGGAUGAUUUGGUAGCCGAAUAUUCCGCCUCCACCGUUUACGUGUACGUCGACGAUCCUGACGAACCGCUAGUUCCGGUAGAUUCACCCAUUUUUCGUGUAAACCAGUACGAAAACUUUGUCAUACCUUGUAAACCAACGCACCCAAAUGUUGAGGUGGAGCUGGUCAAAGAUUUGGAAGGGGAUUUGGUUGAAGAUUAUCAGUACAGUAAUACCCAAGGAUAUCUGCUAAGCUUUAACAGGCUGGAGGAUGGUGGUUCCUACUACUGCCUGGUGAAAGAUAAACCCGAACAUCGCAUACACUUCGAGAUAGCGAUCAACGAACACUAUGAAUUUGAAAACAUCACCGGAAACAGUACAUUCCACGGGGAUGCUGUUGAAGAUCCAAUGCGCUUCGGCAACAACAUGACGGAAGGCAAUAGUACAACAUUUGACAAUUUUACCUACAUUUAUCUCGAUGAGGACACUAGCAACGAACCGGUUGCCGGGACUUCUGUUGGCAACGAAAAUGCUACGGAAGAUCGUUCGACUACAUCUCGUACCACUCAUGUCUAUCCUCUUCAUGGCGAAAACUCUUCACACGUACCAUUGAUCUCUACUAUUGAACCUGUAGCUGAGUACAUAAUGAAACCGUCGAUUCAUAGCGAUACCAAGGAUCACAUACCGAUCGGUCAACGCAUCCGCCUUGUUUGCAAGGUAAACAUUCGCGCCGGCGUUAAUCUCGAAAUGACGUGGAAGGUUCCGCCAAACUUGAAACUCGCCGUAAAGGACGAUAGAACAAGGAUUGGCCCAUUGAAGGUGGAACCGGUUCCAGAUGCAGAACAUCGGGAGAUAGCUUCCCGGGAGCUUAUCAUCGAAAGGGCAACACUCGCCGAUGAUGGCACAUAUCGUUGCGUAGUGCAGGAUCUAAACAAUCAUGUAAACUAUCACAGUUUCAAGCUGCACGUACGCGACUCCGCCGAGGACUAUGUGAUGUUGCGCGAAGAAAACAAUCUGUCCGAGAUUAAUGUGCGGCCGAACGCGAUCGGAAAAGCAGAACCGAUCAACAUUGUAAUCGAAUAUCGAUCGCACCCGGCCAACAUAACGUACUACUGGUUGAAGGAUGACGACGAGAUAACUGCCGGACAUCAUGGGAAGUAUGAGCUCACCCAUAGCGAUACACAUGUGAAGCUGCGUAUAACAGAUCCGAAGGUGUUUGAUACGGGUAAUUACACCGUGUUCGUUAUGGCUGGAAAUGCAGAAAAAUCGCACCGAAUGGCAGUGCUUGUUUAUGCCAAACCCAUCUUGCAUAUGGAAAGCAAGUUUGUGAAACCGAACGAGGAGGUAUCGUUCCAAUGCAGAAGCAUCGGUUUUCCACGGCCAGAUAUAUCAUUCGCUUUUCUUCCCUGUCUGGCGAAACCCUGGACGAAUUGUUCGAUACCAUCAUCGAAGGAUACCCACUGGGACUCCUCGAGCCCGGAUAUCGGUUCGGAGCCAUCGGCAAGAUCGCUUCCCGGUGGAAAACCCGAAACGCAGAUAACGAAGUCACGAAUCUACACAAUAAUUCCGAAAGAUCCGGGCGUGGUGUACUGCAAAGCAAUCAACACGGAAGGUAGUGAAGUGGCGCAAGCCGAUCUAUUAGUUAGUGAACUAUCCGAUGCGAUAACGCUGGAAAAAGAGCAACCAAAAGAAACAAUCACCGUGGGUGAUCACGUCACGAUCGUCUGUUCGGCACUCGUGUACAAUCACACCAAGAACAUAACGUUCGUGCUGAAUGGCAAUGAGCUGCACGAAGCGGACGGUGUACGCUUAAGCUACUCGGAAAAGCUGUUCGCGUGGCAGGCCCGGCUGGACAUUGAACAUGUUACGAACGAUCACGAGGGAACCAUAUACUGCCAUGUGCGAACCCAGCUCAACAGCGUCGAAACGCGAGCCUUCCACAUGGAGGUAUUGGAUCCCAUCGCACCGAUGCUUGUGAGCGGAAAGAUCAAUCAAAGUCUGUCGGUCGAUUUGCACGAUCCGUUGAAGCUGGAGUGUGAUGUAGUGGGUACACCGGAUCCGAAGAUCGUUUGGCUAAAGGAUGGUGAACCGGUGCAGCCAGAUGAAAGCAGCAAUCGGGUACAGUUAACGAAAACGACACUUAUUUUUGAGUAUCUAAAAAUGGAAGAUUUAGGCACGUUUGAGUGUCGGGCGGAAAAUAAAAUGGGCACAAUUGAAAAGUACUGGAAGCUGGAUGUACGAACUGCGGUGGUGAGAAAAUCGCUCAUUUAUAUAAUCUUGUGCCUGUUCCUGCUGUUGAUCGUCGCGAUCGUAAUGGUUUCAAUGUUCUACUGCAAGAAAAAGAAGGAAGUGAAAGCCAUGAAGGAAGCCGGUAUUGUAAACUUUGAGGAAGGCAAUUUGGGUGUUUACAAUCCCGAACUGGCGCUUGAUGAGCAGGCCGAUCUGUUACCGUACAACUCGGAGUACGAGUUCCCGAAGGAUCGGCUCAAGCUCGGCAAACAGCUGGGAACUGGUGCUUUCGGUGUGGUAAUGAAAGCCACCGCUACACGCAUUAUGGUGAACGAGGAUGAAACGACCGUUGCCGUAAAGAUGGUGAAAAAGCAAACCGACAACGAGGUGAUGCGGGCACUCAUUUCCGAACUUAAAAUUAUGGUCCAUCUGGGACAGCAUUUAAAUGUGGUGAACUUACUAGGAGCAGUUACUAAAAACAUUGCCAAACGUGAAUUGAUGGUGAUCGUGGAGUAUUGUAGAUUUGGAAAUGUACAAAACUUCCUGCUAAAGCACCGUCCCUAUUUCAUCGAUCAAAUUAAUCAAGAAACGGGUGAGAUCGAUUCGUCGAUCGAUAAGAAUCAGUUACGGUGGUCGAAGUGUGGUUACCAGUAUAAUAGUCAGGGUUUGAAAUAUGUAAAUCUUUCAUUUUCCACCAACAACGUCAAUCAUCAUCCCCUUCAACAUCCGACUGCUUUCUACCAUAAUCACAUCGACAGCGGAUCAACGCAGUACGUUGACCCGAAGAAGCAUCUCAACUCGAAGGGAUACGUACGGCAUUCCGGGCUCCAGAACAUGGGUAUGGUGGACAGUUGCAACACCGAAGUAACAGCCAUGACAUCAGUUGAAGUGGAAGAUCUAAACACGGUCAACUCGAAUGAACCGCUGUGGCGUUCGAACUACGGCAUGGAUUACAAAGGUCCGGCACGAUCCGUCAACACGACCGAUCUUGUUUGCUGGGCGUCCCAAAUUGCCAGCGGAAUGGAGUAUUUGGCCUCGCGGAAGGUACUACACGGUGAUCUGGCUGCGCGAAACAUACUCCUGUGCGAUGAUAACGUGGUGAAGAUUUGUGACUUUGGAUUAGCCAGAUCGAUGUACAAGAGUGACAAUUACAAGAAAAAGGGUGAAGCACCACUACCAUUCAAAUGGCUCGCGCUGGAAUGUAUUAGCGAUAAUGUGUUUAGUACGUAUUCGGAUGUGUGGGCCUAUGGAAUAGUUCUCUGGGAACUGUUUUCCCUUGGCAAAGUGCCUUACCCGGGUAUGGAAGCGAAUCAGGAGCUGUACAACAAGUUGCGCGAUGGCUAUCGGAUGGAUAAGCCACAGUACUCCAACCAAGAUAUUUAUGACAUUAUGUUAAACUGCUGGAACGUAAAGCCCGACUCGAGACCAUCGUUCAAGGAUCUGAAGAGCAGAUUUAACGCCAUGCUUCCGGACGAAAUGCGAGAUCAUUAUCUGGAACUAAAUGAGCCAUACCUUCAAAUGAAUGCGGAAAAACUAGAACGAGGCGAUACCGAUUAUUUAGCCAAUCUCGGUCCACCAGAGGAACCGGCACCUACUGCACCAAAUUAUGUGAAUGGUAUCAUUCUACCUCUUCCACCGAUUUCAGAAAUCCGAAACGAUAAAGACUAUCUGAAGAUGUCCCGGGCAAAGUCCGAAUCGCAGGAGAGCAAUUUUGAUUUUGCCUCGUUUAACAGCGAUCGCCAUUCGCCAACUACUCGCAACAAUCUCGAUACUAGUCCACCCAAUGGCAGCAAACGGCACAAGAAGCUUGGUCUGCCGGAGGAAAUUCCCAUGCUCGAUGGUAACCGACUGUCGUCCACCAUGAAUGGAUUUAAUUCCGAUUCCGAAACGGAACCGGUCAGCCCGCAGCCACGUGAGCGCACAAGCAAGCACAACCCGGAACCGCAGUAUAUGAAUGUGAAGAGUCAAAAGUUUGCGGGCCGUUCGGCGAAUGAUGAGAUCGGUGCGGGUAUUACACAGGAAGCCAUUAGCAAUCCUGGCUACAUAGCGCUAAGCAUGGUCGACGAAAAACGCUGCUAGUAAAUGAGUAUCGGAAAGAGUUUUACUUUGUAAUUUUUAAGCAAACUUUGUAUUUGUGGUUCUUGUAAAGUGAAUGCCACAGUUUCAUUUUCGCUCAUAAACUUUAUACAAAGAUUUGACGUUUAAAACAGUUGGGACCGUUUCUAGAUUUUUUGCACGUUGAAGUGAAAGAUUUAAAGAUAGAAUUGCAUACAGUUCUCCUUUUUGGACCUUCUGUAAGGCCUUAAUUGCCUCUACACAAAGCUUUAUCGGCUUACCCAAUGUCUGGAGACAGGGAAAAGAUUAAUUUUUUUCCUCUAAAAUGAAACGUUUAAAUAAUAAAGAAAUGGUCCCACCUUUCUCAUUUAAACUCAAAAACCCUGUAACCCUGCAUCUUCCAUUCGUUCUUAAUAUUUGGCCAAAUAAUGAGUUCGCUUGAAAAAUGAUCAUGCUAACGAGCUCAGUAAUACUUAAGACACCGAAUAAGGCGCACAGGAGCAAGCGUUACUCCAAAAGGAAACUAUCGAGUAGAGCGCAAAGAUACACACUAUUUUCGUAUGUCCUUUACAUAGCUGUGCGUAUUUUGAAUAAGUAAGUGUACAUAAAUUAUUACAGAAGCAUAGCGUAUCGUGUUACGAUAUCGAUUCUAUACGUACGGCAGAGAUAGCAACACUUCCAUCUAAUGUAAUUAAUUGUUAAGCUGCGACAAAUAAAACAUACCUUCUUUCGAAUA
Molecule: messenger RNA, 6640 nt
Organism: Anopheles funestus (African malaria mosquito)
Lineage: Eukaryota; Metazoa; Arthropoda; Insecta; Diptera; Culicidae
Product: platelet-derived growth factor receptor alpha-like
Exons: 17
Coding region: 1228-5928 (1566 amino acids)
Biological process (GO): multicellular organism development; positive regulation of kinase activity; protein phosphorylation
Cellular component (GO): signaling receptor complex
Molecular function (GO): ATP binding; transmembrane receptor protein tyrosine kinase activity
Source: RefSeq, a predicted model, not a curated record